AAAUACCGAAUGGAGAAUAAUCUCUGAUCUCGAAACAUGUAUUAGGACACGUUAAAUGGGAAUAUCUCUACGGCUCGAGCUACAAUAUUGAUUUUGCAUUUUCAGUUUAGGAAACCGGCUUCCGAGUCGCACUCCAAUGCUGAAAUCGCUGAUUCAGGGGUUGCCCGUGCACUAACCGCCGUUGCUGUAACAUUUGGUCGAGCUUCAAUAUGAAUCUGGCCUUCCUAUGCUGUAACUUUCUAGAACCUCCCUUGGUAACCGGAUAGUCGCGUGACCACCAUAAUGUCGAUGCAGGAAUCUGGAGACAGUACGCCCGCUCAGGGAACUGCCACUGAAACGUCACCUCUAUUGCCAAGAAAUGAGGUGAACGGUACUAGCAGUGACAACCGAAGAUGGGACCUUUGCAAGUUGUUUCUCGUAGCUGCUGUGUACUUUCUACACCGAGGGAUGUACGAUAGAUUCGUCUCGGUUUCCUUCAUCCUCUCAAAGGAUAUAAAUGAGCACUGGUACCUCUGGAAAUACAGGCAAACGCUUCGUGUCUUAUUGAGUUUACUUACCAUUGGAUGGUGGAGCCACCUGGCUGACGUAUGGGGGAGGAAACCAAUAAUGCUUAUUUCUCUGACUGGGACGACGUUAUCGUACCUCCUCUUCAUCGCACUUCCACAAGCAAAACUUCCACCGGACCCUCGCGUUUAUGUCGGAAUCGUUGCUUUGGACUGUCUAUUUGGGGGCAAUAUCGCCUUCAGUGGCCUUCUUUAUACUUAUAUCGGUGACUGCACCUCACCCAAUUCAAGGUUCAUGCUAUUCAGCGCUCUCAAGGGCCUGAGUCUCUUUUUUUAUGCCGCGGUCGCAGGGUUUGUCAUAGUCUUGCUGCCGGCAGGCCAGAUAUUCUUCAUCCUGUGGAUGAUGAUAUCUAGCGUUGUUGCCUUGCUAAAUAUUGUUCUGAUCAUUUGGCUCCUCCCCGAAACGUUACAAAGUCCAGAUCAACAGUUACCUAUCCUCAAGGUUAUGAUCUCUCCCGUGGUGGUAUUCUUACAGCAACCAUGGUUGACUCUAACCCUUUUUGCGUACGCUAUGACCCCCAACUUCGAAAUCAUCAAAAUGCGGUUCGGAAUAUUAUGUUCGGAAGGUCCUUUCUUCUACUGGUGGUAUUCCAUAUUCGCAUUCGUCGCCUCCGUGUUUGCGUUACUCUUUCUUUAUCCUGCCAUCCUUAUUCUGUAUCAACGAAAACCACGACCCCUUCAGGCUGUUCUCAGGUUUAACCGGCGCCUAGCUUACACUUGUCUCUCCCUCGACGUCUUCUCCACUGUCACAGUCUUCUCUAUUGCAAAUUCAAAUAGAAUUGCCCACCUCGUUUUCGCGGCUAUCUCGCCUUUCACAGUCGCUAUCACUCCCGCGAUAUAUUCAUUGGUCCCUUCCUACAGCGCAGUUCUCUUCGGCUCCUUCUCCGUCAUAGAAGCGCUAGGAGGCAUGUUCUCAAAUAUGUUCGUCCAAAGUUUUUUGACUGGGGCAACCCCGACAUCACUAAUUAUAGUCGUCUCUACGGAGCCUUGGCAAUAUGCCUCAUUUUGACAGUCCUGCUGCUUUUUGUUGAAUCUACAGGUGGUAGCGUCAAUGAAGACGACAGAUCUACAGUACUAUCUACUCAUGAUGAUGAAGAAAGUGUGGAUGUUCAUAGUUGAGUCCAUAAUGUAAAUGUAACGUAUCCAUCCGUGUAAAUGAGCUUUUGCUAUUCGAGCAUACACUGUUAGC
Desarmillaria tabescens is the source of this 1752-nucleotide messenger RNA. RefSeq lists its product as uncharacterized. The coding region runs from base 283 to 1572 and encodes 429 amino acids. The record is from RefSeq and is a predicted model, not a curated record. Gene Ontology annotation, cellular component: membrane. Lineage: Eukaryota; Fungi; Basidiomycota; Agaricomycetes; Agaricales; Physalacriaceae. The transcript is spliced from 13 exons. Gene Ontology annotation, molecular function: transmembrane transporter activity. Gene Ontology annotation, biological process: transmembrane transport.